CGCACAGUCUUUCUUCAUUUUUCAAGAUGGUCGUGUGUCGUUUUCAAAGCACCACCAACUUAUAACAUAUUUUAAUUAAUUUUCUAUUAAAAACCAAAUUAGAAUCAAAUUAAUUUUCACUCAGGAAUUAAACAGCAAAUAGUAAUCAUCAGGCGUCAGCAAUCAUGGAUUUCGGGGCCUUGCUUCAUGUUGCCAAGAAAAAUAGCGAAAGCACCAAGGGUGCAGAUGGGAAAUACUACAGUACCAAAUUCGCACCUCCAAAAAAGGAAUCAAAAGAUAAGAAACUAUCGCACAACAUCCAGAAAUUUCUAGCCAAAAAAGAACAAGAGGAACGGGAGCGACUGCGGGCGGAGAAGGAGAAGCGUGAGCAACUGUUGGCUCUGCGUGAUGAAAAGUCAAAGAAUAAGAUCAAGAAAAUGCUUAAGGUCAUCAAAUCGGCCAACAAGUCGGUGUUGGACGAUGCAGUGGAUACUGAACACACCGCAGUCUCGCGGGAAGGUGGCGACCAACCCGACGCGGACGAUUAUGGGUACGUGUCGACUGAGGCGAAUGCCUUCUAUCAAAAGUAUAUAGAAAAGGUGAAAGACGUUAAAGAAGACAAGGUCUUUGCACCGAGUAGACCAGCAACAAGAACUGACCUGAAUAGUACGAAGGAUCGCGUGAAAGCGGCCAUUGAGCGGGAAAUCCUGGAGCGAAAUAUGCCUCACACUCGUGUGAGGACGUCAACAGCGGCCCCUAAGCUAGCAUCUGCCAUGACAAGUGGCCCAACCUCGGGGUCAUUGCGAAAGAAGGAUCUCUACGACCCUGAAGCCGAGAAAGAAAUGGAGGAGAAAAAAAAACGCGAGGAGGAACAACAAAGGCGGGCUAAACUAAAGAAAGCUGCCCCUCCGCCGGUCAUGGAUUUCCAGGCGCUUCUCAAGCUGGCUGAGAAAAAGCAAUUCGAGCCGGUGGUGGUUGAAGUGGAGCCCAAGAAAAAGGAACCUGAACGGCUUCUGACAAAGAAGGAAAAGAAAGAACACGAAGAACGCCAAAAAUUCCUCGAAGAAAGGGAACGACGCAAGAGGGAGAGAGAGAAGGGAGAAGGCAAGCCGGGUUCUGCUGCAACUGUCAAAGCUCCCGAGAGACAAAAAAUGGAGCCCAAUGGGCGCAUACCAAAGUUGAAUCAGUCGCCAGCUCAAAAACCCCCAACUGCCAGUUCAGUAGCAGCAACUCCAAGCAGUAGCAGCAGCAAAUCCGUUGAUUCAAAAUCAACAACUUUCAAAAAACCCCUCAAUCCUGUUCCCAACUCGAGUCAAAAAGGCGUUUCUUCCCCGAAGACGUCGUCUUCUUCGCCUGCACAGUCGUCAAAAAGCACAAGUAGUAGUGUAAGACCAUCCUCCGUAAAUGGGUCAACAGCAUCGUUGAAGGAUAGACCACUCCAGAAAUCCCAACCCACAGGUAAGUUAUCAGCGAGCUCUUCCAAACCCUCUCCUGCUGGAGGGUCGAAAAGUGCCUUAACUCAAAAUGGAAGCAAGGGAGCCUACAAUGGUCCCACACGGGAGUUUCCCCCAAGAGACAUUAAGUCGAGACCCCAACAGCCAGCCCAGACAACGCGCCAAUUUCCACCGCCAGAUGUUCGUCGGAGUAACAAGCCGCCGGAGAGGAAACCUCAACAAGCAGUCAAAAGAAGAAUAUAUGACGACGAUGAUGACGAAGAUGAAUACGAUUCUGAACUGGACGAUUUUAUUGAUGAUGGACCAGACGGAGAAGACUACUCGCAGCACAUUAAGGCUAUAUUUGGCUACGACAAGUCGAGGUACCGAGAUAUGGAUGAAGACGAUUCUGGAAUGGAAUCUUCGUUUGCCCAACAAAUGCGUGAGGAGUACGUUAGUAAAAAAAUCGGUUUAAUGGAAGACUUAGAAGAUAUGAGACAAGAAGCCGAAGAUAAAAAACGUAAAGCGAGUAUGAAGCGGAAAAAGGUGCAUUAAUUUGGACUGCAAAACUAAACGAAGGAUAACCUACCUUCUGACCAUACGUUAUGUUCAAAGUGAUAUCUAUAUAUAUAUAUAUUUAUAUAAAAAAUAACUAUGUUAUUUCAAAAAUAUUGUUUUUAUAGUACUUACCAUUUAAUAAUUACUGAAAAUAAUCUUAUUUUUAAUUCUGUUUUAUAAUAAUCUUUUGCCAAAUUUUGAAAGUUCUUGUACUGGAUACAUGAAUUUCAUUAUCUGCAAAAACACAAAUUUAUAUAUUUUUAAGUUAAAUAGAAAAUGUUUUGUUUCUUCUCCAAAAAAAAAAAAUGGUAGAAUCAAUAAUUUUUGAUUGUAUUGGUUGACGAAUCUUUUAGAAAUACAAUUUAUUUUAUUAAUCAAAUUAACAAGUAUAAAAGCU
Molecule: messenger RNA, 2367 nt
Organism: Eupeodes corollae
Lineage: Eukaryota; Metazoa; Arthropoda; Insecta; Diptera; Syrphidae
Product: protein SPT2 homolog
Exons: 5
Coding region: 165-1967 (600 amino acids)
Biological process (GO): nucleosome assembly; regulation of DNA-templated transcription
Cellular component (GO): nucleolus
Molecular function (GO): DNA binding; histone binding
Source: RefSeq, a predicted model, not a curated record